Molecule: messenger RNA, 1141 nt
Organism: Ornithorhynchus anatinus (platypus)
Lineage: Eukaryota; Metazoa; Chordata; Mammalia; Monotremata; Ornithorhynchidae
Gene: DLX4
Product: distal-less homeobox 4
Exons: 4
Coding region: 1-732 (243 amino acids)
Biological process (GO): embryo development; cell differentiation; negative regulation of transcription by RNA polymerase II
Molecular function (GO): DNA-binding transcription factor activity, RNA polymerase II-specific; RNA polymerase II cis-regulatory region sequence-specific DNA binding
Source: RefSeq, a predicted model, not a curated record
AUGGUCAUCUUCACCUGCAUCCCCCGCCUGCGGCUCCGAGGGAUGUUCGCCUUGGGCCCCCGCCCCCCCUCCGGCCUGGAUCCCCAUCCCCCGGUCGGCCUGGGUCCCCCCGGGCAGCCCCCCCACGGAGGGUCUCCCUUCUCUCCUGUCGCCCACCCGGAGCCCUACGGCCGCUCGCCACCCUACGCCUAUCCUGGCCCUCCGGCAGCCCCCCAAGGACCCCCUUACCUGGGGUACGGAAAUACAGGUCCUCCGCCGGGGGAGCGUCUGCCCCAGGCUGCAGAGCAGGAGAAGCCACCGGUGUCGGAGUUUGGGGAAGGCCGCCGUCAUGGCAGAGCUGGGAAAAGAGCCCGGAAGCCGCGGACCAUCUACUCCAGCCUGCAGCUGCAGGCCUUGAACCAGCGCUUCCAGCAGACCCGGUACCUGGCACUGCCCGAACGGGCGGAGCUGGCCGCACAGCUCGGCCUGACCCAGACCCAGGUCAAGAUCUGGUUCCAGAACAAGCGCUCCAAGUUCAAGAAGAUCAUGAAACAAGGAUCGAGCAUUGCAGAAGGGGAGUCCCUGCCCAGUGCCCCCUCACUGUCACCCUGCUCCCCCAGUCUGCCCCUGCUCUGGGACCCUCCCUCAGUGGGCAAAGGCCGGGGACUGGAUCCUGGAGGUUACAUCAGCAGCUUUGGGACUUGGUACCAGCCUCAGCCGCCAGAUGCCCUGACUCGGUACCAGAUGAUGUGACCCGUCCAGCCCACCCCGGGACCCAGGCAGAGGGAAGGGGUUAGGAAGGAGGAGCCCAGUGAACGAGGCCAGGCAGCUAGCAGGACACGUGCCUUUUCAGGAGGGAGACCCUCAAGCCUGGGGAGGGGCCGGACCCAGAUACGUUCAGUAUUUUGUUUUUCCUAAGUCUUCUCUGGUGACCUCAGCCUGUGUAGUGAGUUUGUUCUGUUCUCCACGUCACUUUGGCUGAGUAGAUUGAACCCAAUUGAAGCCUAGAGGGGGGAAAACAUGGGAUGUGCCAACCCCUCCCCAACCCCCUCCCCCCAACCACAUACUAUAGAAGCAGGUGGUCUAGUGGCUGGAGCUUGGGCCUGGGAAUCAGAGGGACUUGAGUUCCAAUCCCGGCUCCAACACUUGUCUGCCAUGUGAC